AUGGGGGGGCGGCCCGGGGAGGCUUUGGGGGAUAAGCGGCAGACCCCCUGGAGCGGCCGCCUGGCCUCCUGUGAGGUCCCCAGGGCUGGCUCCUCGAGCCAGGCAGAAGCUGGGGGCGAGAGGCAGGCGUGGUGGCGGCAGAUCCCGUAUCCGCGAAGGGGCUGCCACUGCGCUUCGUCACUCAGCACCAAGACCCACGCCAGGGGCCCAGGAAAACCCCGGCAGCGCUUAUGGAGCACCGGCUGUGUGCCAGGCACCACUGGAAGUGCGGGGUCACAGCCGUGCCCGCGGCAGGCGCGCCCGGGGGAGGCGGGGGCCAACAGUGGAAAUGGCACUGACUUGGAAGGAGCCUCGGUCCCCACCUGCAACAUGACACUUGGGCCUUCCCGGUCCCUGGUUCUGAGCAUCCGGCUUCAGGCUCCAUCGAUGCAGCGAGGUCUCUCCGCCCCUGUUAGUCAUGGGGUGAAGGAGAUGGAGGAACGGAGUGCUGGGGCCCUGGGGCACAAACUCGGAACGCGGGACCAGAGGGACCAGCUCUGGGGCACAGCGGCCGCGGCCCUGCGGUCUCUCCCCGGCGCCGGGGCGGCGUCCAUGAAGGGCCCCGCUCUCCCUCGGCUCCUGUUUGGACUCUGGCCUCUCUGUGCCUCAGUUUCCUCGUCUGAACGAGGAACGGGGGCGGGGAGAAGAGCCAAGCGGGCCCUGGGCAAGACUCCCCCAGCCGGCCGUCACGGCCCCACCUUCCCCUGGACACGCCCCUGCGCCCAGGGCCAGACGGAUUUUCAGACGCGCAAACGGCCCGCGGCCUCGGGGCGCCGCACAGCCGCCCAGCCGGGAGACGGGACGCCCUGCCCAGCCUCCGCUGCCCCGCCCGCCGCUCCGGCCAUGGCGCGCCCGCGCCGCGGCGCCCUGCGCGUCCCGCACGGUGAGAACUCUGGGGGCCCCCGGGCAGCAGCCCUCGGCACGGCUGCCCCUCUUCGCUGGAGAAACGGGAGGCAGCUGCUCUUCACCUGGACGCGGUGCCGGGACCCUCCCGCGGGGCGCACCCCGCGCGGCCGCCGGCUCGCCGGCAGGGGCGGCCCCCAGACCCAGCGGGGCCUCGGCCCUGCGCUGAAGGGACUCACGGCCUCGCCCUUGAACCUGACUUUUGCCGACUUCCCCGGGCCUCCUCCCCGCCCCGCCCAGGGCGGCCCUAACGGUUCUCGGGCGCCUGUUGCUGGAGCAACCGGGCAACAAAGAGCUUGGCUGGAGGAUGUGACCAGAUGGACCCGGAGCGCAGAGCAGCAGCUCCCUGCCAGCUCCUGUUUGGCCUACUUCCUGGCCCUGGAUGAGAAGGCCCGGCCCGCGGCCGCGGCCGGGGGGGAAAGGAGUGCCCAGCCCAGGCGGAGGGGACAGGGUGCAAAGGAGGCCCCUCCCGUGCGGGGUCUGGGGACCGGAAGACCUCUAAAGCCCCUGGGACUUGAGGAGGACCCCCAGACAUGCCCGGGAGUGGGGUGCCCCAGAGUGGCAGGAACAGCAGGGGAGGAGGGCCCGUUCGGCAUCACCCCAAGAGCCCACAGUGUCUUCCUGUGCGGGGAGCCCGGAGUGAAGUGUCACCGCUGGGCCCCAGGCCAGUCGUCGGGGCUGACACGUGGUGCUGUGUGUCUUGCUGACUCUGUGGGAAGCUGGAUUCCAGACCUGCACAGCGCCUGGCUCAGCCCUCACCCUCUGACCGUGGUCUCCGUGCCCACAGCCUCUGCCCCCACAGCCUGUGCUCGCUGGUGCCCUCGGAACUCCACGUGCGUCAGUGCCACCACCUGUCGCUGCGAUCCGGGAUUCAGUUCCUUGUCUGGGGAGAUCAUCACCAGCCCCGCGGAGAGCUGCGACGACAUCAACGAGUGUGGACCACCCUCGGCAGUGUCCUGUGGGAAAUUCGCAGACUGCCAGAACACGGAAGGGAGCUACUACUGCACAUGCAGCCCAGGAUACGAGCUUGUUUCUGGAGGAAGAAUGUUCAGGAACGAGAGUGAGAACACGUGUCAAGACGUGGACGAAUGUCAGCAGAAACCCAGAAUCUGUAAAGGCCGCAGCAUCUGCAUCAACACCCAGGGCAGCUACACCUGCAGGUGCCCGCCCGGCUUGGAGCUCAACCUGACGGAUCCGAAGCUGUGCACAGACGUGAAUGAAUGUACCUCGGGGCACAGUCCAUGCCACAAUUCCACCCACUGCCUCAACGUCGUGGGUGGCUACGAGUGCCGCUGCCGCCCUGGCUGGAAGCCGGUUCCUGGGUCCCCUGAUGGCCCCAACACCACCGUCUGUGAAGAUGAGGACGAGUGCAGCUCCAGGCGGCAUCAGUGUCACAACUCCACUGUCUGCAUCAACACCGUGGGCUCCUACGGGUGCCACUGCCGCCCUGGGUGGACACCGGUUCCUGGGUCCCCCAAUGGCACCAACAACACCGUCUGCCAAGAGAUCUUCCCCCCCUGGACUCCACCCUCUGGAAUCGAGAGCCAGCGUCUCUCCCGCUUCUUUGCGAGAGUCGAGGAUCUGCGCAGAGACUUCAUGUCUCUUCAAGCCUCAGCCCAGGACACCAUCCAGAACCUCAUCCAGUCAGUGGACAAGCUGGUCACCCCCAGGGACCUGGAGACCCUGGCCCUGUGUGACCGCCACCACACGGUCACCCACCUGCUCUCGGGCCUUGAAGACGUCCUGAGGACCCUGGCCAAGGCCAUGCCUGCGGGCUCCUUCACCUACUGUUCCCCUGAUGGCACCGAGCUGUCCCUGGUCAUCGGGGACCAGGGGAAUGGAAACGUCACCAUAGGCCAGAGCCACGCAAGGAUGCUGCUGAACUGGGCCGUGACCGCUGGACCUGAGGAGUCGGGCCCCACCAUGGCGGGCCUCCUCUCCAACCCGAACAUGCAGAAACUGCUGGCCGAUGCCUCCCUGGAGCUGGACCCCGAGAAGAAAGCUGAGCUGGAAGAGACCUAUGAACGUCCGGUCAAGGGCGCCCAGCUCAGGCUCCUCUCGGCCGUGAACUCAGCCUUUCUGAGCAACACCAACACGACGGCACUCGACACCCCCGUCACCUUUGCCUUCUCCCACCCUCAGGAGACGCCCGGGCCACAGGAGGAGCUGAUCUGUGCCUUCUGGAAGCGUGCUGCCAACAGGAGCGGGCACUGGGCCACCACGGGCUGCCGGACGCUGGGCAGCGGGAACAACAGCACCACCUGCCAGUGCAGCCACCUGAGCAGCUUUGCCAUCCUCAUGGCCCACUACGACGUGCAGGACCGGCCGCUGGCCCUGAUCACCCAGGUGGGGCUGUCGCUGUCGCUGGUCUGCCUGCUGCUGUGCAUUCUCACCUUCCUGCUGGUGCGGCCCAUCCAGGGCUCGCGCACCACCCUGCACCUGCACCUCUGCAUCUGCCUCUUCGUGGGCUCCGCCAUCUUCCUGGCGGGCAUCGACAACGAAGGCCGCGAGGUGGGGCUGCGCUGCCGCCUGGUGGCCGGGCUGCUGCACUACUUCUUCCUGGCCGCCUUCUGCUGGAUGAGCCUCGAGGGCCUGGAGCUCUACCUCCUGGUGGUGCGCGUGUUCCAGGGCCAGGGCCUGCGCAAGCGCUGGCUCUGCCUCAUCGGCUACGGCGUGCCCCUGCUCAUCGUGGGCGUCUCGGCGGCCGUCAAGACCCAGAGCUACGGCUACCGCCUCUACUGCUGGCUGGACCGGGCCGACGGCUUCCUCUGGAGCUUCCUGGGACCCGUGAUCUUCAUCGUCCUGUGCAAUGCUGUCAUCUUUGUGAUUACUGUCUGGAAGCUCGCGCGCAAGUUUUCUGAGAUCAACCCAGACGUGAAGAAACUCAAGAAGGCCAGGGUGCUGACCAUCACGGCCAUCGCGCAGCUCUUGGUGCUGGGCUGCACCUGGGUCUCCGGCCUGUUCCUCUUCGACCCGCAGCACCGGCUGCUCACCUACGCCUUCUCCAUCCUCAACUGCCUGCAGGGCCUCUUCCUCUUCGUGCUGUACUGCCUGCUCAACAGGAAGGUGAGGGAGGAGUACCGCAAGUGGGCCUGUAUGGUCGCCAGGAACAAGUACUCGGAGUUCACCUCCACAUCCGGCUCCAGCCACAAUCAGACUCGGGCCCUCAGGCCCUCAGAGUCCGGCAUGUGACAGGGUGCAGGACACAGCGCUUCAAGCCAGGCCAGCAGCUGUGGCGUCCGCAGCUUUUGCACAUGCUGAAGACUGUUUCCUCCUCUCCCACCACUCUGCUCUCCACUCUCCCGCCUCGGCCCCCGUGUGCCCCACCGAGGAGGUCAACAGUUGCCGUCAGGACUGAACCCCACAUCGCUCAGCCAGGGUGCAGAGUCAGACCCCCUGGGCUGCUUCUGGCUGCCUCUCUGCUCCACCCUGACCGGCCUGGACUCGGGGUGGGCUGGGAGCUGGCC
This is a messenger RNA of Ceratotherium simum simum (southern white rhinoceros), 4409 nucleotides long. The record is from RefSeq and is a predicted model, not a curated record. Lineage: Eukaryota; Metazoa; Chordata; Mammalia; Perissodactyla; Rhinocerotidae.